GCCGUUUUUGUGGCUGUGGAGGCAUUAAAAGUCGGGUGGAUGAGCUGAGAUGGAAUAUUAUUAAAGGAGGAGGCACGCAAGCAGCAGAAGAAGAAGGAGCAACGUGAUGGAACCUCAACAGAUCAGAGAAGGAUACUUGGUGAAAAAGCGUACGGUGUUGAGCUACUGGACAGCCGUGUGGGCGGUGCUGUCUGAAGAUGGCCUGGAAUUCUACAAGAAGAAAACAGAUGAGUCUCCCAAAGGAAUGAUCCCUCUGAAUGGGGCCACGCUUGUCAGUCCUUGCCAGGAUUGCGGUAAUCGAGUGCUGGUGUUCAAGAUCACCACGCAGAAGAAGCAGGAUCACUUCUUCCAAGCCUCGCACGUGGAGGAGAGAGAACUGUGGGUGAAGGACAUCAAGAGGGCCAUCACAUGUCUGCAGGGGGGGAAGAAGUUUGCUAGGAAGUCCACAAGACGCUCCAUUCGCCUGCCGGACACGGUCAACCUGAAUCAGCUGUACACGCUGCUGAGAGACCAGCAUGAAGGCAUCAAGGAGUUGAAACUGGAGCGAGAAAAACGAAUCUUCAACCACUGCUUCACUGGCUCCACGGUGAUCGAGUGGCUCACUUCCAAGGAGCAGGCCAGGAACAGGCCUGAGGCGCUCAUGUUGGCCACGGGUCUCCUGAACGAGGGUUUCCUGCAGCCUGCCGGUGAUAUCUCCAAAGGCGGGGCAGAAAGCAGAGAGAAGUCGGUCUUCCUGGACAAGACUGAUGCUUUUUACUACUUUGCAGACAGCGGCUUCUACUGCGAAGGCUACUCCAGUGACGAGGACACGCUCGUCAAGGAGGAAUUCAGGGGAAACAUCGUCAAACAAGGCUGCCUGCUCAAACAGGGCCACAGGAGGAAAAACUGGAAAGUCCGCAAGUUCAUUCUGAGGAACGACCCUGCUUACAUGCAUUAUUAUGAUCCCACCAAGGGUGAUGACCCCCUGGGGUCCAUCUAUCUGCGGGGUUCCGUGGUCACAGCUGUGGACUUUGUGCCUGAUGCCAAAAAAUACGACAUCGAAGGCAACCUCUUUGAGAUCAUCACCUCAGAUGAGACACACUACUACCUCCAAGCGGCCACCGGCGAGGAGAGGAAGGAGUGGAUCGAAGCGGUGCAGGCGGUGUCUAAAAGUGGGAAGUGAAUUGAUCCAGGAAAUAAUAACAAGUAUAACAAUAAGAUGCUCUAUGUAACUUAUUACAUAACAAUUAAAGCUUCAUGAUCGCC
Dunckerocampus dactyliophorus (ringed pipefish) is the source of this 1245-nucleotide messenger RNA. It is a transcript of the gene plek, whose product is annotated as pleckstrin. Lineage: Eukaryota; Metazoa; Chordata; Actinopteri; Syngnathiformes; Syngnathidae. Gene Ontology annotation, cellular component: plasma membrane. The transcript is spliced from 9 exons. The record is from RefSeq and is a predicted model, not a curated record. Gene Ontology annotation, biological process: intracellular signal transduction; actin cytoskeleton organization. The coding region runs from base 107 to 1162 and encodes 351 amino acids.